UGCACCCCCGCAUCAUGGCUGAAUUAACCUCACCAAUCCGCAUCGGUGACCUCGAGCUACACCACCGAGUCGUAAUGGCCCCAUUAACCCGCAAUCGAGCUGAUGCCCAACAUGUCCCGCUCCCCAUAUCCCGCUCCUACUAUUCUCAGCGCGCCUCCGUCCCUGGCACAUUGAUCAUCACCGAGGGCACCUUCAUCUCCGCUCGCGCCGGCGGCAUGGGCCAUGUGCCCGGAAUCUGGAGCGAUGCCCAAAUCGCCCAAUGGAAGACCAUCACUUCCGCCGUUCACAGUCAGGGCAGCUUCAUCUUCUGCCAACUCUGGGCAUUAGGCAGAGCCGCCAAGCCAGACGUCCUCCAGAGAGAAGGCGGAUACCACGUAGUCUCGAGCGGAGACAUCCCCAUGAGCGAAUCCAGUCCCGCCCCAACCCCCCUAACGGAGGAAGAAAUAUCCGGGUACAUCACCGACUACGUCCGUGCGGCGCAGAACGCUGUCGCCGCUGGGUUCGACGGCGUCGAGAUUCACGGCGCGAACGGCUACCUUCCCGACCAGUUCACACAGUCAGCGAGCAACAACCGCACCGAUCAAUGGGGCGGCAGCGUCGAGAACCGCUCCAGGUUCGGCCUGGCUAUCGCACAGGCUGUGGCGGACGCUAUUGGGCCCCAGCGCACUGGAUAUCGCAUCAGUCCCUGGAGUACCUUCCAGGGAAUGCGGAUGUCUGAUCCCCGACCGCAAUUUACGCAUCUCGUUCGGGGCUUGGCACAGUUGAACUUGGCUUAUUUGCAUGUGGUGAGGCCACGGAUUUCAGGAUCGACGUCGGUGGAGGAUGCGUCUGGAGAGGAGGAUGAGUCGUUCCUGUUUGAGGCGUUUAGGGAUAAGGGGGCUAUUAUUCUCGCGGGCGGGUUCACGGCCCAGACGGCUACUGAGGCCCUUCGGGCGCAUCCCAGACAUCGCGUCGCUAUUGCCUUUGGGCGACAUUUCCUGGCCAAUCCGGACUUGCCGUUCAGGUUGAGGGAGGGAUUACCGCUUAAUCAGUAUGAUCGGCCGACGUUUUAUACGCCUAUGUCGCCGAAGGGGUAUGUUGAUUAUCCGUUUAGUGAAGGGUUUAGUCCUUCUCAGGGGAAGUUGUAGUGGAAAUCUAGAUGGAGUCGAAUAGAUGUUUCCUCUCAAAUCUUCAGCAUCUUCAGCAUGUUUCUUGCAAUAAACAUAUGGUUAUAACUUUCUCUGCAAUAGCAUCGGUCAACUGAAGAGGUAGUUUGGAAGGUGGCAAGAAGAAGAGC
Molecule: messenger RNA, 1276 nt
Organism: Aspergillus welwitschiae
Lineage: Eukaryota; Fungi; Ascomycota; Eurotiomycetes; Eurotiales; Aspergillaceae
Product: alkene reductase
Exons: 1
Coding region: 15-1127 (370 amino acids)
Molecular function (GO): NADPH dehydrogenase activity; FMN binding
Source: RefSeq, a predicted model, not a curated record